AUGCUUCCUCUUAUGAUCCCCUUUUCGCCUACGUCCAACAAGAUGGACAAAGGAUCUCCGAGAGCUCGCGGACAAAUGAAGAAACGAUAUCGUUUGAACGAGCUGAUUAAGGACAUCAAGGAACAUCUGGGAUACGCAGGUGGCAUCUCCUCCGAUGAUGUUGACUCGGACUACUUGAAGUCUUUGUUGGUGAAGUACGUCUCCGAUCCAAGCGACUGGAUUCAGUAUUUCAACAACGACCGUAGUAAGAACUACACACGAAAUGCCAUCGAGAACAUCAACCACAAGGCGAACAUUCUCCUCCUUGUGUGGAACCCCGGAAAGGGCUCGCCAAUCCAUGACCAUGCAAACGCGCACUGCAUCAUGAAAGUGCUUGCCGGAGAACUCCAUGAGACUGUCUACAAGAACCCCAAUCAUCAGCCUGGAGACCAUGAGCCUCUCGAAGUCAAAUCGUCGACCACAUACGCUAUGAAUGAGGUGACCUACAUCUCCGAUGAUAUUGGUCUCCACCGAGUUCACAACCCCAGUAGUGAUCAGAUCGCUGUCUCGCUCCAUUUGUACACACCCCCCAACGCUGCAGAUUAUGGUUACCAUAUUUUUGAUGAAGCGACGGGCUCAGCCAGCCACGUUCCGCAGGCGCGUUCACACCUGAAGCCGCAGGAAAAUUAA
Messenger RNA from Penicillium diatomitis, 669 nucleotides. Its product is annotated as Cysteine dioxygenase. Gene Ontology annotation, molecular function: cysteine dioxygenase activity; ferrous iron binding. NCBI's taxonomy places the organism in Eukaryota, Fungi, Ascomycota, Eurotiomycetes, Eurotiales, Aspergillaceae. Gene Ontology annotation, biological process: L-cysteine catabolic process. The coding region runs from base 1 to 669 and encodes 222 amino acids. The record is from RefSeq and is a predicted model, not a curated record. The transcript has 3 exons.